This is a messenger RNA of Ictalurus punctatus (channel catfish), 2375 nucleotides long. RefSeq names its product MICOS complex subunit MIC27. Gene Ontology annotation, cellular component: MICOS complex. Lineage: Eukaryota; Metazoa; Chordata; Actinopteri; Siluriformes; Ictaluridae. Gene Ontology annotation, biological process: cristae formation. Bases 68 to 715 code for a protein of 215 amino acids. The transcript is spliced from 8 exons. The record is from RefSeq and is a predicted model, not a curated record.
CUGCUGUAAAACACCAAAGACGAAGAAGAAGAAGAAGAAGAAGAAGAAAUCUACAAUAAGGGGACACAUGAUGGCCAAGGUGGUGAAGGUAGUGGCUGUGCCCGUGGUGCUGGGAUUUGCUUCUCUGCGCAUCACUCACAGCAUGAGUGAGGAUAAGCCGGAAGUGCCGCUCUCACCUCAGCAGAGUGCUUGUGUGUCGGUUAAAGUAACAGCCGUGAACCUCUACUACGGUGGCGCAGACGUGUACCACUUCCUUAAGGACCCUCCGCCUGGAGUCGUGCCUAGGAUUUCUGUAAUUGCAGUGUCUGGCCUCGCUGGUAUGAUUCUUGCAAGAAAAGGGUCGUACCUAAAGAGACUGGGACUACCGUUGAGUUUGGCCUCUGCUGGAUUUGCCCUGUGUUACCCUGUACAGACUAUAGCCAUGCUCAAGGUAAGUGGAAAGAAGAUGCAUGCAGCCUCACAGUGGACAACCUCUACCGUUGCAUCUCUGCGGAAACAGGACACACUUCCAGCUGUGCCUGUCGAAGAAAAACUCUCCUCGGCAUCAUCUCUAACUGCUGAGAGCCAACCGGAGAUGCCAUGUUUACAGCUCUCAGGAGUGCUCCAAACUCCCACAGCUGUCCCAGAGACGCAGGAGUGUGAAGCAGAUCUCGACGUAAUGGACUUUGGACAGUCUUACCCAGAAGACGCUGACCUUUACAGCACACGCAGCUGAACAGAGCACGUGCAAAGCGGAUCAUUCAUUCAUUCAUUCACGCUCUACUCAAAUCUGCUUUAGGAACUCGUGUCUUUCCUAGCUGAGUUCCUGGUGGGUUGGCCGUUCUGACCCCGGACCGUUCACGAUGCCUGCUGUGAGGUACUCUGUAUCCCCUGUCACGCGUCUAGCGUAUCUGCACCACAUAGAUCUAGCAGUUGGACACUCCAAUUUGCUGAGUCAGCGUGCUACUUGUUGGGUGCUGGCUGCUUCAUUUUAAGUGUUGUCCUUUUGUGUCAAAGGGCUCGGUAUCAUUGUGUAUGGUACUGCUGAGAGUGGGAGUGCAUGGGUGAGGUGUCCUUGUUUGGCAGGUUCCACUUGGGUGGAGUAAACAUGCCUGCAGCCGUACAUUGGGAGACAAUCAUUAUCUUUUGCUGUAGAUGUAUAUGAGUUCUCCAUAAAGAAGGAGACAAAGUGUGAGCACUUUGGGCACGAGUUCAAGAGACUUUUUAGUACGUAUUGGCAUGUUGUACAUGUCUACCGAAUUUCAUACAUGUACCCCUUUCAGAUGUACAUUUCCACCAGUUCUGACACGUCUGCAAAGUUUUGUGAGUUUUUGGGUAUGUUUAGGCCCUCUAAAAUGUGAUUCAUUUGAGAAAAUAAUAAUAAUAAUAAUAAUAAAUGGAGCAGAUCCAGUAGAGCCUCGCACCAUCGUUACUCGGCCCUAAUAAUAAACGGAGCAGAUCCAGUAGGGCCUCGCACCAUCGGUACUCUGGCCCUAAUGAUAAACGGAGCAGAUCCAGUAGAGCCUCGCACCAUCGGUACUCGGCCCUAAUAAUAAACGGAGCAGAUCCAGUAGGGCCUCGCACCAUCAUUAUUCAGGCCCUAAUGAUAAACGGAGCAGAUCCAGUAGGGCCUCGCACCAUCGGUACUCAGGCCCUAAUGGUAAACGGAGCAGAUCCAGUAGGGCCUCGCACCAUCGUUACUCAGGCCCUAAUGGUAAACGGAGCAGAUCCAGUAGGGCCUCGCACCAUCGUUACUCAGGCCCUAAUGGUAAACGGAGCAGAUCCAGUAGGGCCUCGCACCAUCGUUACUCAGGGCCUAAUGAUAAACGGAGCAGAUCCAGUAGGGCCUCGCACCAUCAGUACUCUGGCCCUAAUGAUAAACGGAGCAGAUCCAGUAGGGCCUCGCACCAUCGGUACUCAGGCCCUAAUGAUAAACGGAGCAGAUCCAGUAGAGCCUCGCACCAUCGGUACUCGGCCCUAAUAAUAAACGGAGCAGAUCCAGUAGAGCCUCGCACCAUCGGUACUCGGCCCUAAUAAUAAACGGAGCAGAUCCAGUAGGGCCUCGCACCAUCGGUACUCAGGCCCUAAUAAUAAACGGAGCAGAUCCAGUAGAGCCUCGCACCAUCGGUACUCGGCCCUAAUAAUAAACGGAGCAGAUCCAGUAGGGCCUCGCACCAUCAUUAUUCAGGCCCUAAUGAUAAACGGAGCAGAUCCAGUAGAGCCUCGCACCAUCAGUACUCUGGCCCUAAUGAUAAACGGAGCAGAUCCAGUAGGGCCUCGCACCAUCGGUACUCAGGCCCUAAUGGUAAACGGAGCAAAUCCAGUAGGGCCUCGCACCAUCGGUACUCGGGCCUUAAUGAUAAACGGAGCAGAUCCAGUAGGGCCUCGCACCAUCA